This is a messenger RNA of Lingula anatina, 780 nucleotides long. RefSeq names its product protein TSSC4-like. The record is from RefSeq and is a predicted model, not a curated record. Lineage: Eukaryota; Metazoa; Brachiopoda; Lingulata; Lingulida; Lingulidae.
AUGAGUUCUUCACCAGACAACAAACAGUCAGGAUUUGCUUUAAAUGGAGUCAGUACCUCCUUUAAGAACAAGAGCUCCGAUGUGUUUUCUUGUCUCAACGCGUUAGAAGAUAAACACCAUGCAUAUGAAAAGCACAGAAGGAGAUCAGACAGGGCAGAGGACGAUAAAUUGUUGAAAUCGGAACCCGUGGUGGUGGAAGAGCUGAGGAGACCAUUCAAACGACCAGCGCCUCCCCGAAGAUUUCCUGUGCCAGCGAAACGGAGGGGCAAUAGAAACAUUCCAGAUUAUCGCAUUCACCCAGAGAAAUGGACACGAUAUGAUUUGGAUGUCCCGGAGAGUCAGUUGUCCGAAGCCAGCAAUACGAGUGCAGCUCUGUCUUUUCUUGAGGAGCGACGAAAAUUAAGAGAAAGUUCAGCUAAAGAUUCAGUCAGUGAUGAAGAUUAUCCUGGGGCAUCUAAGGUUCCAGUCUUCAAAAAACCAGCACCAUCACAUUUGUCUGAUGAUACUUCUCACACUUUUUCAUCUAAACCCGAGUUUCGAGGAGGCAAAGUUGUCAUGCCUGAGUAUGUGAUAGGAGAGAAGCCGAAACAAAAGACAAAACAAAAACAUAAAAUGGAUGCUGCCAAACCAGUAGCAUCAGCUACACUUCAUUUAGAUCACUUAGAAGAAGAUUCGGACAAGGCUCUCACAGAAGAAUCCAGACCAGAUAGCACAAAGUUUAAAAGUAGAAAACAAGGCAAAAGGUCGAUAAGAAGUAGGCAGCACGAUGACAGUGAUUAA